Messenger RNA from Candidula unifasciata, 1437 nucleotides. Lineage: Eukaryota; Metazoa; Mollusca; Gastropoda; Stylommatophora; Geomitridae. The record is from the annotation of a GenBank genome assembly.
AUGUCUAGCUUUUCUGACUCCGUUGUCCAAUCUUCUCCUCUAAAGCUCAGCUCAAUGAACAUCACGGACAGCGUCCUCUUUGGACGUAACAGCACUUUCUUGGAGAACAGAAGCAUCGCUGCAAAUACAUUCGCUAAUGUGAGCAAUAUUACAAACACUACCGACUGCCCCUACCCCGAACAGCCACCGUCGCCGUAUGAAGAGUGGCAACAGAUCGUUAUCGCCGUCAUUUUGGGGGCGGUUGCAAUAUGUACUAUCAUUGGAAACUCCCUGGUCUGUAUAUCCGUGGCUCUUAUCAAGAGACUACAGUCUCCUUCCAAUCUGUUAAUAGUUUCAUUGGCAGUUGCAGACUUAUUUGUGGGUAUGCUGGUUAUGCCGUUUGCAGUGAUUCAUGAGAUUAAAGGAGCUUGGAUCCUGGGUCCUAUAGUCUGUGAUAUGUGGACGACUACUGACGUUCUCCUGUGCACGUCUUCUAUACUAAAUCUGUGUGCGAUUAGCAUUGACAGAUACUUCGUGAUAACUCGCCCGUUUCAGUACGCCAUGAAACGUACUCCAAAAAGAAUGGGUCUAAUGGUUUUAAUCGUGUGGAGUGUGUCUGCUAUAGUGUCUAUCCCUCCAGUUUUCGGGUGGAAAAGCGAGCAUAUGCCCUUUCUCUGCUACAUCAGUAAUGACAUAGGCUACCAGAUCUAUGCAACUCUUUGUGCCUUCUACCUGCCACUUCUAGUUAUGGUGUUUAUUUACUACAAAAUCUGGCGUGUCUCCUCCAAAAUUGCUAAAGCCGAAGCCAAAACUAAAAUUGGAAGUUUCGACAAAGGUGCUGAAUUCCAAAUUGGUCGCCCAUCAAAUGAUUCAGACGAUAGCAACAUCAUGGUCAAUGGGUGUUUGCGAGAUGGCAGCGGCAACGCAGAUGAUGAGGGCUCUCUGGAGAACUUUCCAAAGAAACUUGAGCCUGACAAGCAUAAAAGACGUUUUACCAUACGCUCAUUGCUUCCAAAGCAACACAAACUGUCAAACACGAAAGACAGGAAAGCAACAAAGACUCUUGGAAUCAUCAUGGGAUGUUUCACACUCUGCUGGUUGCCCUUUUUCAUACUCGUGCUUGUGAAGACGUUCUGCUGCAACGUUCCUAUAGCACUAGACAGUACGCUGCUGUGGUUAGGUUAUGCUAACUCUUUCCUCAACCCCAUGAUAUAUGCACGCUUCAACAGAGAGUUUCGCACCCCAUUUAAGGAGAUUCUGCUGUUUCGAUGUAAGGGGAUUAACUCCCGCAUGCGAUCGGAGAGUUACGUUGAACAAUACGGUCCAGUUGCUUCCCAUAGAGAUAGUCUUCGACCUCCAACGGACACUAUCGUUAGAUAUAACAGCCAAGGACAAACUGUGGUUGCCCUUGGUAACGGAUCAGUGAACGGUUCCAAACAUUCGGAGUCUAGAAUUUGA